Ornithodoros turicata is the source of this 1883-nucleotide messenger RNA. RefSeq names its product chitinase-3-like protein 2. Gene Ontology annotation, molecular function: chitinase activity; chitin binding. Gene Ontology annotation, biological process: chitin catabolic process; carbohydrate metabolic process. The record is from RefSeq and is a predicted model, not a curated record. Lineage: Eukaryota; Metazoa; Arthropoda; Arachnida; Ixodida; Argasidae. The coding region runs from base 101 to 1756 and encodes 551 amino acids. The transcript is spliced from 6 exons. Gene Ontology annotation, cellular component: extracellular region.
UGAUGACGUGGUCUGCAGCUUGCGCGCGCCACAGUUCUCUUCCGUUUCGCUGUCUUCCAACAGGCAUCAAUCGGCUCUCACCCCCUCCAUCGAAGCAGAGAUGGACAAGACGAAGCUCCUACAGACAGGCAGGCAGUUCUACCGAGUCUCCAAGAGCCUCCAUGAAUCGAAUUCCACAUCGAGAGAAGAAAACGUGCAGGGCAAGAAUCGGAGGAAGUCCCUGGUCGCUGAGGACCCCGAAGCGCAGAAGAGGAACCAGGCUUUAAUGCGAAAGCUCGUCAAGGAGCACCCGGAAUUGGAGGACCGCAUGCGAGUUCUGUACCCGGACCAACAGCAGCAUCUUAAACCUGGAGCGAGACCCCCUGCUGCUGCUGCUGGAGCCGAUUCCUGGGAAUCAACUAUGUCUGCCAACAGCGUGCUCGAUGCUGAGCGGGCUGACCCACGGAGGAAGACCUCGGUGGGAAACAUCACGAACGAGUGUCUAGGUGCCCUGCUCAUCGUAUCCCUCGUGGCGGGAGGCAUGGUUGCCGCAGCCCUCGGCCUCUAUAACAAGUUCGUGGAUAACGAAAAAGACGGAGAAGAAUCGUUGGAACGAGAAGAACCUUACAGUUCUGCUGGUGGUGAUUACGACAAGGGCGGUGGCGGCAGUGGUGGAGGCGGCGGCGGCGGAGGAGGAGACAAGGUCCGCACUUUCAUCAACUACCAGAUCAACCCGGACAGCCCUGUGUACGCCGCAAGCCGAGGACACACAGUUGUUUGUGUGUAUCAGACUGUGGGCCAAGACCUUGUCGCUCUGGGUAGCCGAUACGGAGUGCCCCUGUUCCCCUACCCCUACUGCCAUCUGACCCUCUAUUGCUGUGUCACCUUUGGUGCUAACCAGACAAUAGAAGCUCGACCCAACGUCAGCGCCACCUACUACGCCUUUAGCAACCUUAUGAGGAGAAACCCGGUAGUUCGAACUGCGUUCGUUAUAGGGGGUCUUCCGGACGAUGAAGAGCACUUCCAAAAUAUCGUGGACGACCCACAGUUCUUGAAGAGCUUCGUUGAGCACGUAAAAAGAUUCUGCAAGGUGUUCUCAUUCGACGGUGUCUACCUCUGGUGGACGAACGCCCCCGAAACUAGCAAAGACAACAUCACGAAGAUGGUAACGGAACUCGGUCAAGCACUGGCACCUUCCUCUGGCACAGUUGGGCUCGUCUUGCCCCACGACCCUAAGACGAACGCUCCUGGGUUCGACCUGUCCGUGCUCAACCCUAUCCUGGGCAAUAAUACCAUCAUGGUCCUUCCGCCAGAGUAUAAGGAUACAGACUACCGCGUCUCAAAAACGUAUUACCACGCUACCACGCUGCAGACGCUGAGCUUCCUUAAGGACUUCAAUCGCGGUCAAGCCUGCGUCCUUCUCCCCUCCGGAGCCCUCACGUUCAGCAAGACUUCUCCGCCAGGUCCAGGAACCGAAGGCCCGUUCACCAGGACUCCCGGACAGCUAUCCCUCUACGAGACGUGUCAACGGGUCCCCGGCUGUACAGUGACUAAACGGGACUAUGCGAACGAGGCGACAUGCAACGACGUCCUGGUCAACUAUCCCUCGAACGACACCUUGCAGCGUUUCAUCUGCGAACUUGAAACGGCUCUGUUGAUCGGCUGUGUCGGCUUCUGGCGGUCCGACCUGGACGAUUUUACCGGGAGCUGUCAACUGGAUGACUUCCCUUUGUCGAAGGCCGUGAUAGAAAUUCAGUCAUGCGCGAAUCUGGGUUAAUUAAUGCGCCGAUUUUGGCAAGCAGAUUUUCUUUUGCUUCCGACAUAGUAAUUGUCCUGUGAGUCGCUGAUUUGUUCUCACGGGAACGGCGACCAAUGCAUAUAUAUCUGACUCUUGAAAGUUCUCA